GAGGAAUCAAAACAAACGCAGCAAAAGCAGAUGGUCUAAAUUUGACAAAUCGUAAAGCAAGAUUAGUUACUGUCAUUUCGUAAUCAAAACUACACAGACGGCUUUGUAAUUUUUUAGUUGACGAUUACUAAGGCGAAAAUGGUUGUGACGAAAAAUAUAUAUCUUCCAACGGAGGAAGAACUGACCGUUCCGGAGAUUAAUCUUUCCGGACCGGCUUUGAAAGCAGGAGCUUUCCAUAUGGGCAAACAAUGCGAGGCAGAAAAUAAUGAAUUCAUGCUCUGCCGUCAGGAGCUUGACGAUCCCCGAGCAUGCAUAAAUGAAGGCAAGGCUGUCACAAAUUGUGCAUUGGACUUUUUCCGUAAAAUAAAGAAAUCUUGUGCUCAGGAGUUCACUCAAUACGCCAACUGCCUGGACAAGAGUAGUGGUGAUUUAAGGUUCAAAUACUGCCGUAAGACCCAAGCGGUGUACGAUGAAUGUGUUUUAGAAAAUCUGCAAAUUGAACGACCGCAUUAUGGCUACUUCACCAGAGCCAAAAUACACGCCACGGAUCGCCCGGCACCGCCGAAGAAGGAAAAAGCUGUUUACCCUGAUGCUACACCAGGUUUACCAGAUGAUUACCCUAGACCAGAGGCAAAGUAUGGCUCCCGUUUCCACUGGUUGAAUUAAAACUGAAACGGAACGAGUUUAUAUAGGCCGUUUCCGGAAAUUAUGUUCAGAUCGUUAUGGAACGACGUAAACAAAAUACAACUGAGCCAACAAUAAGAAGCGAUUUUGAGUAUGUUGUUCCAAAUCGGUGUAGAAUAAUUUUCCUAAAACGGUCCUGUUGUGUAGAAACAAAAAAAAAAGGUUUUGUCGGCGGCUGUCGAAGAUAAUUAAAAUCGAUUAUAUUAUGAA
Malaya genurostris is the source of this 894-nucleotide messenger RNA. It is a transcript of the gene ND-19, whose product is annotated as NADH dehydrogenase [ubiquinone] 1 alpha subcomplex subunit 8. The coding region runs from base 139 to 666 and encodes 175 amino acids. The record is from RefSeq and is a predicted model, not a curated record. Gene Ontology annotation, biological process: mitochondrial electron transport, NADH to ubiquinone. NCBI's taxonomy places the organism in Eukaryota, Metazoa, Arthropoda, Insecta, Diptera, Culicidae. The transcript is spliced from 4 exons.